This is a messenger RNA of Gamsiella multidivaricata, 2309 nucleotides long. RefSeq lists its product as uncharacterized. Gene Ontology annotation, molecular function: protein-membrane adaptor activity. Lineage: Eukaryota; Fungi; Mortierellomycota; Mortierellomycetes; Mortierellales; Mortierellaceae. Gene Ontology annotation, cellular component: meiotic nuclear membrane microtubule tethering complex; nuclear envelope. Gene Ontology annotation, biological process: nuclear envelope organization. The coding region runs from base 60 to 2309 and encodes 749 amino acids. The transcript is spliced from 2 exons. The record is from RefSeq and is a predicted model, not a curated record.
CGAAUCCUCAGCAGCGUCAACCUGACUAUCAAGGACAUUUCCAUCAGACUCUAACCACGAUGAACAAGGAAUCUCUGGCGGGAUCACGAGGAUCUACACCCAGCUCUAGAGGAUCAACAUAUCGCCUUGACUCGGAUAGCGAUAUCGAUGGACCCAGUGGUCUCGGCGGUAGCCACAAACCGCAGAAGCAGAAGCAGGUGAAGGCAGAGACCGAUCAGGAUGAUGAUGUGGAUAUAGGAGGCGCUUAUUCUGAAGAGGAAGAAGUUGUCAGACAACUGGAGCGAGAAGAAGCGAACAGACGAGGCCGAACGCGCAUGCGAGUAUGGUCUGCGGACUAUUGGAGGCAGAGGGUAUACAAGAGACCGGGAAGUAAGAAUUACCCUCAAGGAGCUCGGUCGCAAGUGGUAAAUGACGAUCUACAGGAUGGGUUCAACCCACACACAGGAGGCGCUUCAAGACAAGGCAGAGUAUGGAGGAUGUUCCGGUCCAUCGUCAGAGGAUUCGCAUCACCGACUUCGUUGGUUCUACCAUUCCUUAUGGCCAUCGCUAUCUUUGGCGGCGUGCACUAUGCCAUUACCAUUAUGGGUGUUCAUUCGACGACGACAUCACACUCAAAACCAGCAUACACGUCAAGCUUUGAGUUCUCAAUGACGGAGCGCUGGAGAAAUGCCUGGGAGUCAUGGAAACCUGAGGUAUGGGGAUCGACGGUCGCUCGACUUGCACGAGCUCCAGAAGUUAUCAAGUUUCCUGGUAUGCCAACGUUUGAGUAUUGGACCACCUUUUGGAAGCGUGAGCGAUCCUGUGGUCGAGACCAGACUACCGAGGACUCUAUUCGUGCCAUGGAAAGGUUCUAUCCCUGGAAGGAACACGUUGAUCGAAAAUUUCAUGAUUUCGACAUUGCAAUCGAGCUUCUGCAUAAGAGGGCCUCGAGGGAGGAACAUCGAGUGAGCAGGGUCGAAGAUGACGUUGGUUCCCUGAAACGAUAUAUCAAAGACGGUGAAUGGAUCGAUUCUUUUGUGCUGAAUCUACUCGCAAGGAAGAUUCCCGAGUAUGUCGGCGUGGUCAGAGAUCCUCACACGGGCGAGAUCCAUGUUCCUCCAGCGUUCUGGAAUCAGGCGAGAGAGUUGUUUGUGACGAGGGAUCAAAUGGAGAAUAUAAUUGAAAAUACGGUGGAUAGUAGCCUGUACAACAAGAGACAUGAACUGUGGAGCGCUUUCUUGGAGGAGAACGAAAAGACGCUGGAGCGAAUCGUCGAUGGUCGAGUCGCCAAGGUUUCGAGUCAAGAAUUUCUCAAGCUUCUGAAGACAGAAGCUAACGCCAUUUGGGCUGUCAUUAAGGAACGGGCGACCGGUUUGCUGGAGAGCGAAGGGAAACUGGAGGCAUCCGAAAUAUGGACAAGUCGUGGGAAUGGUCCUGUGCCAUUGGAUUCGAGGAGUCUGACCGACAUUGAAUACCAAGUCAUUUCGGACUUGAUCGAUGAGAAACUGGAACGGUAUUCGGCCGACGUGGUUGCGAAGCCUGAUUAUGCGCUCCACAGUGCCGGUGGGCGGAUCAUCCCAGAUAUGACCUCUUCGGAUGCGAGUGUCGGCAAGCUAAGGAUCUUGGGUCGUCUGGGUCUGAAGUACUUCUUCACGUUGACGCCUCUGACAGAGAAAAGUGCCACGAAAGUGAUUCAGCCGGAUGUGCGCCCGGGCGAAGGUUGGUGUAUGAAUGGCACCCAAGGUCAUAUCGGUAUCACGCUGGCGAGGAGAAUUAUCGUGACCGAAGUGACGAUUGAACAUUUGGAUCCGAGGGUUGCAUUUGAUGAAGGUAGCGCUCCGCGAGAGAUAGAGAUAUGGAGACUUAUUUCGCUCAAGGAGACAGGACAUGAGCAGCGAAGGCAAAUGCAGCAGCAGGAAGAGCCCCAUUCGCCGAAUGGACAGCAAGAUACAGAGGAUAAUGCGGAUGGUUAUCAAGACCAGAAUGACAAUUUGCAGGAGACCAAGGGAGAGAAGAGCCGCAGAUCGCCUGUGAUGGGUACAUGGGCAAGGGAUGGAUCGCCUGCACAAGGCGCAGCCUUGCUGACGACGGUGGAGUACCAACUGCCACGGAAUAGCAAGCAAGGGCGACCUAACAAAGAAGAGGACUACAGCUCUGCAUCGGACAGCAGACGAGUGAAGUUGGCGCAGACAUUCCUUAUUCCGCUGUCGAUGCAGAACGUGCCUGCGUAUGGUGUCUAUUUGAAGGUGAACUCCAACUGGGGCCACUCAGUCCACACAUGCCUCUACCGUGUCCGCGUGCAUGGAUAUGAACCAACGCACUCUACAUAA